Sardina pilchardus (European sardine) is the source of this 2744-nucleotide messenger RNA. RefSeq names its product ataxin-7-like protein 3. The coding region runs from base 279 to 1391 and encodes 370 amino acids. Gene Ontology annotation, biological process: regulation of transcription by RNA polymerase II; positive regulation of DNA-templated transcription. The transcript is spliced from 13 exons. Gene Ontology annotation, molecular function: transcription coactivator activity. Lineage: Eukaryota; Metazoa; Chordata; Actinopteri; Clupeiformes; Clupeidae. Gene Ontology annotation, cellular component: SAGA complex; DUBm complex. The record is from RefSeq and is a predicted model, not a curated record.
AAAAUAUGCCGUAUCCAUUUCGUAGCUGUCACAUUUGAUCGGCUUUAAGAUUUGUUGUUGCCAUUCACGUAGAGACUAUCCUCACAUCGCUAUGCGACUGGUACAUGAACAAGUUUAGAACGCUGUCUGAUCAUUCGUCUUGAACCACACCAAGAGGAUGCGAGAAUUCAUCAGAAUGAUACACAUAGUCCACACUGACCCACAAUUCACGCUUGACCCGUAGCCAUGCCACCUGUCAUGUAGAUCUCACAACUGUCUACCUCCAUUUAGUUUUUCAAAUGAAAAUGGAGGAUAUGUCUCUGUCAGGCCUAGACAACACCAAGCUGGAGGCCUUGGCUCAGGACAUAUACUCAGAUCUUGUUGAGGAUGCCUGCUUGGGGCUAUGCUUUGAUGUGCACCGGUCCGUGAAACAAGGCUAUUUCUUUCUGGAUGACACUGACCAAGAAAGCAUGAAGGAGUUUGAAAUUGUGGACCAGCCAGGGGUAGACAUCUUUGGCCAGGUGUUCAACCAGUGGAAGAACAAGGAGUGUGUCUGUCCCAACUGCAACCGAAGCAUUGCUGCAUCACGAUUUGCUCCACAUCUCGAGAAGUGCAUGGGGAUGGGGAGGAAUAGCAGCCGCAUUGCUAACCGCAGGAUAGCCAGUAGCAACAAUUUAAAUAAAUCAGAGAGUGACCAAGAAGAUAAUGAUGACAUCAAUGACAAUGACUGGUCUUAUGGCUCAGAGAAAAAAGCUAAGAAGAGAAGAUCAGAAAAGAAUCCCAAUUCACCCAGAAGAUCAAAAUCCUUAAAGCAUAAAAAUGGGGAGUUCAACAGUAGUGUCAGCACAGACAUCUACAAGUAUAACUAUAACACAGGCAUCAGUUAUGAAACUCUGGGUCCGGAGGAACUGAGAUCUUUGCUGACUACGCAAUGUGGGGUCGUGUCAGAGCACACCAAGAAAAUGUGCACCAGGUCCCACCGGUGUCCCCAGCACACGGACGAACAGAGGAGGGCCGUCAGGGUGUUCCUCCUUGGGCCGUCCGCGUCCACACUCCCUGAGCCAGAGCUGGUGAUGGAGAGUGAUGGCUACGACGUCUCUGACGGACAGGUGCUCAUGGGUCGCCUUCACUGGGACGGCUCCUCGGACAUCUCCCCCUCAGACUCCGCCUCAUCCAAAGCUAGUACUACAAACUCAGACCCAAAAAGGACAAAGAAGAAGAAGAAGCCGAGCUCUCUGUCCCUGACCGCUGUGGGAGUGGACAGAGGGGAGCGGGAGGACCGAGGAGGGAGUGGGAGCGGAGGACUGGGAGGCAGUAGCAGUUCCCAGAGUGCACUUGGCCUCCCCGGCCGAAAGAAGAAGCCCAAACUCCCUGCACCUUUGGGCCCUAGUAUCUACGACGACCUGAACUGAGACAGAUGCCCUAUAUUGCACUCCUGGUCCUCACAUCCUGUUUUGCUCGUCUCUCCGUUUCCCCCGUUGACACAAAGAUGCCUUUUGAAUUGAUAAUCAAAUUGGAUGCUCGUUAUCAGUAGCUCAGCUUAGGGAUCAGUGGUUUGACAAUCCUGAAGUACAUUCAUCCAGUCCAACCCACAGAUCAGUUGAUGGCCUGUCUUGUAGGCAUACUGUAUAGACUUGUGUUGUGUAAAAGACGGCGACAGACUCGGCUUCUGACUAGUUGAUCAUGUGAUUUUACUCAUUUUAACUUUUUCAUUUGUGCGUGCAUGCAUGUGUGCGUACGUGUGUGUGUGUGUGUGUGUGUGUGAGGUGCAAUUGUAGGUUCUGGUCCUUUGGUUCUGGUGUGUUGCUUUUUUUUUGUAGUGUAAUUGCUGGGCAGAGUGUGUGAUGGCCCCCAGUCAACUGGUGGUGUAAAAUCCUCUGUGGGGUGUGUGUGUGUGUGUGUGUGUGUGUGUGUGUGUGAACAUUUCUACAUGGAUCAUGAGAAGAACUAAGCUGUGCAAUCACUAUGACUAUGCUGUGUUCAAAUUACUAGCGGUGGCCCUCCUCACUUGUUUCACUGAUAAAUCAUGUCACUGUUGUCAGUCAGUCCCUCUCCAUGCAUUUUGCUCUGCUGGUUUGCAUAGUCCUGUCCCAUAGUCUUCCACCUCGUGCUCUCUGUUACAUUGUGCCACACUGACUCCACUGAGUCGCCGGAGACAAAGAGCUGCUUACUGUCACUGGCUUCAGGAACUCUGCAUCUGUAUUUAUUGCUGCACGGGAUUUUCAAGCAAUGCAUUUUUUUUUUGUUUCUUUGCUUGUGCAUCCUAUUAUAUUGUUAUCUCUAAAUUAAUAUCUAAAUUUUGUAUAUGUUGUCCAUGUUUGUAUGUUGUCCAACAUAUGCACUCGACAUGUAUAAAUCCAAACUUAAUUUUAAUGUCCUAUUAGGUGAAAGUGAUGAAAAUUGUGGUUACUCGGCUGUAAUCCCAAGAAUAUCAUAUAUUUGAAGGUUUUUGAGACAUGUCUGCAAAGGUUGGGGUGUCUCAGCCCUCUGUGUGUGCUAUUGUAUGUGAGCGAUGCAUUCUGCUCCAGUGCUACUGAAACUCUAGCACUGCUGGCAAUGAAACAUGUAAAUAUUUAAGAAAAAAAAACGUAACAAAAACAGAAUUAUUUUUUCAUAACACAUGCAUGUGUGCUGUGUUUGCCCAUGCAUAUUGUGGUGUAUAUAUUUAUAUAUUUGUGAAAAUAUACAGUAGCUUGCCAUUUUCCCCCUAUCUUUUUAAGGUGGACCAUUCUGGUCAAGAAUAAACAAAAAAAGUGACUCAGGAA